AUGGCCUUAGCCUGGGCUGAUCUGUACGAUUGCCUUUCCAUGUCUAUUUGCACUGUGGGACUUGCUCUCAAAUGUGGAGGCAACAAUGGACUCCUGAUCUUUUGGUUGUUAAUUGAGACAUUUGCGGUAAUUGGCAUUGCUGUUUCGCUUGGUAUCACCGCCGUGAUUGCGGUGGAUCGCUAUGACUGCAUAUGCCGGCCACAGCGGCGGUAUUGCACGCCGAGACGGGCCAAGGGAGCAGUUUUCGUUGUCGUGCUGUUCUCAGUUAUAUUAUGUAUUCCGCAAGGCAUUAGCAACUACCUACACCCGCCCAUGUUUGGCAUAGAACUACUUGUGCCAAUUGUUCAAACCAUUGCUGUCUUCAUUGCACUUGUAACCGUCGUGCUGUGUUAUGGGAAAGUUUACGCAAGGAUCUCGAAACAUGUGAGAGUUGGCGCCAUUCCUGAACGUACAUUAACGCAAGAUGAUCAGGUUGCUAUCAAGACUGACAAGGACCGAACGAUACCGUCGACACGAUCCACUUUGCCAAGGAAAGGUCAACUAUGUGGUAUCCACAAUCAUGUGACGAAAAGGGGAAACGGUUCUGAACAUAACAGCAAAUGUUUGACAAAACAGCCAUCAGAUUCUCUGGCUAGACUCGAAGCUAAUUCGUCCACUGUCGACAACGAGGUGUCGACAGUUAUCAAUCUGGCAAACACGAGGUAUACGACUCAUGCAACUACGUCAAAACGGGACAUUCUUGAAGCUCCCCCGAAUGCAAAUGGUAAGCUGGUAAAUCCUGCCGAGCGUGAUUCCAAAGUUGGCCUGAAAAGCGUUUCCCAAGCAGUUUCAGAGCAAGGCUGUAGUAAGGGAGAGGACACAAACCACUGUGAAGCAACGGACGCUGGGAAAAGACACGUCCCCAAAAGGAUGGGCGGCGCCGUCCUACAGCGUAAGACAACAAAAAUGCUCUUCGUUACCAGUGUGGUGCUCCUGCUGACGUGGAUACCAGAUCUGAUUAGAAAUGCCAUGGAAAUUGCUUAUUUGGCAGGUAGUGACAUAGACCCAGUGAGUACAUUUCGCAUAAUAUUGGACUGGCUUUCUUUCACCAUAUUCAUCAACAAUGCCAUUAAUCCACUGAUUUACGGACUGGCAAACAAACGAUUCAGGAAAGACUGCAAGAAGGUGUUUCAAAAAAUGAGACGCUAG
Messenger RNA from Patiria miniata (bat star), 1188 nucleotides. Its product is annotated as D(2) dopamine receptor B-like. Lineage: Eukaryota; Metazoa; Echinodermata; Asteroidea; Valvatida; Asterinidae. Gene Ontology annotation, biological process: neuropeptide signaling pathway. The transcript has a single exon. Gene Ontology annotation, molecular function: G protein-coupled peptide receptor activity. The coding region runs from base 1 to 1188 and encodes 395 amino acids. Gene Ontology annotation, cellular component: membrane. The record is from RefSeq and is a predicted model, not a curated record.